Molecule: messenger RNA, 5142 nt
Organism: Ceutorhynchus assimilis (cabbage seed weevil)
Lineage: Eukaryota; Metazoa; Arthropoda; Insecta; Coleoptera; Curculionidae
Source: the annotation of a GenBank genome assembly
CGCCGAGCUCGUCGCAAGCCCGGCAUCAGGGUCCCAAACGAACAGAGUGACUUGUGACCCGGCUCUGAACUCUUUUCGAAAACACCUGAAGGAAAAAAGGACUUUGCAGUGAUAUUUUCCGUGCCUGGAUGAUCUUCUUCCAUCAAAAAUUGCAAUACGCCAACUCGCGCCCCGACCUCCGCCGACCUUCUACGAAGGGUGGUUCGGUCGCGCCGCCCUUAUUGAGUCCCCACCAUUCGCGACGGCUUUAGGUUUAGACAGCAUCGCGACGCCGCGCCGUCGAGGUCUUAUUAUUUUAUAUGCUUCCCCGUUUUCUUACCAAUCACCGAAAAUCAUAACUGAUGAUGAGUGCGAUAUGUUGAGUGCUCCAGGACCGUGACAGUGUCUUGUGUGCAGUGGAAAACGAACAUGUCGCGAAGAAAACAGGCUAGACCCAUUCGGCUUUUGGAAGAUGAAGAAAAUGCCGCCACCGCUGCCGCCAACGCUGCCGCCGUCGCUUCACCUAGUUUUCCUACUGCAACCGCUAUCGAUGGCCUUGAAGGCAACAACGGAGUCUUGCCCGAGGUGCUUAUGUGUCAACGUUGCCAAGAACAGUUCACAGAGCUGCCCGAGUAUUUAACGCACAAAGUCGAGUGUGACAAAAAGGCGAUUAAACAUGACGACCCCGGUGCGCAUUCCGACCCGGAAGAUAUGGUCGUGUCCGAAGAUGACGAGGACGAUGAAGAAAUCGGCGGUAAAAGGCUGGAGCGAAUGCGGCGCCACCGGCAAGACGCCGCAAACAAUAAUAGUGUCGACGAAAGUUCACCGGACGAGAAUCAACUCAGUUUUCCUUUCCCCGUACCUCCAGCCGCUCCCGGGCACGUUACUUUGGAAGCACUACAAAACACUAAAGUGGCGGUUGCGCAAUUUGCAGCUACAGCAAUGGCGAACAAUACUGACAACGAAACCGCCUUACAAGAACUCGCCGUUCUACAAUCCACUUUAUUCACCUUGCAGCAUCAACAAGUACUGCAGCUGCAGCUAAUAAAUCAGCUUCAACAUCAGCUGCAAAUAGACAGAAAUAAGGAUGAUGAACAGCAAAGCGGUUCACCUCCACCAUCGGAAAAUGAGGCACCUAAUUCACCAGAAGAAAUGCCUCAAUCCCCUCGACCUAAUAAAGAAACAAUAAUCGAACAAUCAUCAAUACCAGUGCCGCCACCUACAUCUGAAGUGCCCAUUAAAGCCAGUAGUAGUACUCCGUCACCACGAAUACAACCGGAAAUUAGUCAUGCAUCCAAUCUACCUCUUCAAAUUCAAUCUCCAAUGUGUUCCAUAUCAUCUUCUUUGGCAUCUACAAUAAUAACUCAUAGCAAUGACCCACCUUUACAAGAAGAACCAAAUACAUUGGAAAUGCUUCAAAAACGUGCCCAAGAAGUUUUAGAUAACGCAAGCCAAGGCCUACUAGCAACAAACUUAGCUGAUGAAUUAGCAUUUAGGAAAAGUAAAGGUUCAAUGUCUCCAUAUGACUCCAAAGGAAGAAACGAGCCAUUUUUCAAACAUCGCUGUAGAUAUUGUGGAAAAGUGUUCGGCUCCGAUUCGGCCUUACAAAUUCAUAUUCGUUCCCAUACCGGAGAACGUCCUUAUAAGUGCAAUGUGUGUGGUAGUAGAUUUACAACAAAAGGUAAUCUUAAAGUUCAUUUCCAAAGACAUAGUCAAAAAUUUCCGCAUAUCAAAAUGAAUCCAAAUCCAGUUCCUGAACAUUUAGAUAAAUAUCACCCUCCUUUAUUGGCGCAACUUGGUCAGCAACCUUCCUUAUCACCUGGCGGACCUCCACAUCCCCCCCAUUUAGGUUUUCCUGGAGCGCCUCCAUUUCCACCCACAUCUUUGCCUCUUUAUCGUCCCCCAAUUCCACCCCCACCAGAUUUAUUAAAUAGUAGACUUCAACCGACAUCUCUCACACCUCCUCAUAGAUUAUUCAAUCCUCAUCCGUUAUUUAUUAAACGUGAAGAACAAGAAGUUGCAGCUGAUUUGCGAAAGCCUCACAGAUCUCCUUCACCUAUACGUGAAAGUUGUCCAAUGAAAACUGAGUCAGAUACUGAGGAGCGUAAACAAGACAAUAAAAUGUCUGAAGUUACUCCAAAGCAAGAGCCAAAUGAUAUUGAAAUUGACCACGAUAUAACUGAGCCUGAGAGGUAUGGGUCUCCGAAUGCAUUUGAUGAUUGUAGCAAUGAUAGUCGAUUUAGUAAUGAAGAAGAUAUGAAUGGCCCUGAUGAUAAUAGAUCGGAAAUGCAAGACGAGCCAGAAAAUCUAUCUAGCAGAUCUAAUAUAAUGUCAACACCUUUAAGUAUUGCCACAGGACAAAGGUUGCCUGCAAAUUUUUCUUUUGGACAACAAAACUCGCCCCCUAGCAGUACUUCUUCUGGAAGUUUAGGACAUUUUCCCACCACACAACUACACGAUAUCACAAAAGAUCCUGCAAUUUACACUAAUUUACUGCCUAGGCCAGGAAGCAAUGAUAACUCUUGGGAAAGUUUAAUAGAAGUCACCAAAACCUCGGAAACUAGUAAACUUCAGCAACUUGUAGAUAAUAUUGAACACAAACUUUCUGAUCCAAAUCAAUGCGUGAUUUGUCAUAGAGUUUUAUCUUGUAAAAGUGCUUUGCAAAUGCACUAUAGAACCCAUACAGGAGAAAGGCCUUUCAAAUGCAAAAUAUGUGGCCGCGCAUUUACGACUAAAGGUAAUUUAAAAACUCAUAUGGGAGUGCACAGGGCCAAGCCACCAAUGCGAGUGCUCCACCAAUGUCCAGUUUGCCAUAAGAAGUUUACCAAUGCCUUAGUUCUACAGCAACAUAUCCGUCUACAUACAGGCGAACCUACUGAUCUCACACCCGAACAAAUUUCAGCUGCAGAAGUUAAAGACUUUCCAUCACCAGGUGCUUUUCCAAACAUGCAUCCAUUCCUAGGUCAAGGAUUUCCACUGCCCGGAUUAUCUCCAUUAGGACAUGGAAUGCCUUUUCAAAUGAAAUUUGACAAAGACGGAAGGUCGGAACAUGAAAGUAUGGAAGAUGACGAUGACGAUGAUGAUAACAUGAGUGCUAUUACCGAUAUUCAAAAUAUGCCACCUUUUUCUUCCUCUCCCUCGGGAAGCAACAACCAUAUCAAUCCUAACGUUUCGCAGUUUACAAAUAGUGACUUGAACUGUUCAACUGAAGACUUGAGCUGCAAUCGACCAAUGUCGCCACCCCCUAGUAUGCAGAACGGCGAAAAAUCUCCUAAUCGUUCAGUGACUAGUCCUGAGGGCAGCGAAAUUCAGUCGCCACAAAACCGGAUGACAACUACACCCGUCCAUAUGCCUAGGCCGCCUUCCUCGCAACAAGCCAGCAGUCCAGCACCGUCGGACUGCAAUUCAAUGGGGGCCUUAGAUUUGACGCCUAAACAAAAUCCGAAUCAACCGCUGCCCAGUGCGAGUCCUGGACCGAGUCCUGGACCUCCCCCGUCACUCUUUUCUGCUUUCGGACUUUUGCCCCAAGUUUCGCAAAACUCUUCGCCGCUCAUGACCUCAGCACUGUCGUCGUUAACCUCGUCUGUUCUCACUUCCACCUCGUUCAGCCCUUUGCGAUUGGCUGUUGGACCUGGAGCAAGUUUAGGGCGUGGUAACACUACCUGUAACCUUUGCUUCAAGACCUUUGCAUGCCAUUCAGCCUUGGAAAUCCACUACAGGAGUCACACAAAAGAGCGGCCAUUCAAAUGCACCGUCUGCGAUAGGGGGUUCUCGACAAAGGGUAACAUGAAACAGCACAUGUUGACUCAUAAAAUUCGCGACAUGCCACAGCACAUGUUUGAGAAUAAGACUCCGUCGCUGAGCGGCGACGAUUCUACACCGUUGCCUCCAAGUUUACCGCAAAGGGAACUCUCCAGCGAUGGGGAACUUCCCAAUCAUCUUCAUCAGCAGAAUCAACAACCACCGCUGCAACCUCUGCCACCCUCGGUUCCUCCACCUCAUCAGUUACCACCGAUGACGCAACCCUUGCAAGAACCCAAACAUGAACAAUCACAAAUUAAACGGGAACCUACUGAGACGGAGUUGCCGUUACCAAAACGUCCUCCAAGCUUGCAAUCAAGUAAACACUUGUGCCACGUGUGCAAUAAGAACUUUUCGUCGAGUUCGGCCCUGCAGAUUCACAUGCGAACGCACACGGGCGAUAAACCGUUCAGGUGCACCGUGUGCCAGAAGGCGUUCACCACCAAAGGGAACCUCAAGGUUCACAUGGGUACCCAUAUGUGGAGCAACGGGGCGUCGCGACGCGGUCGUCGCAUGUCGCUCGACCUGCCGCCCAUUCCCAUGACUCCCAAGGAUUCCGAAUUUCUGCAGCGGAGACCCGACCUCUUCUACCCGUACCUCCCGGCUCCGUUCCUUAACGGCAUGCAACAAAAAUUAAACGAGAUGUCGUCAGUGGGCCCAACGCAAAACGGUCUCGCACCCUCGGCGAAGUAUGGAGGUUUGCUGGGUUUCGGCUACCCUCCGCCAGAAAGCGUUCGUCCUCAACCGAAUUCGCCUGAACGGGCUCCGGAUCGACCGCCCAGCGAACCCGAACCCAGGCCGGGACUGUGGGAUUUGCAUUUCGAGCGAAAAGCCGCAGAAGCCCCUCGCGAAGACCUUUUGUCCGCUUCCAGAGAAGGACUGGCCGCUUGAGACUGGAUCUCGACGGCUCCAGUUUGCGCUGGAUCAAAAGGGGACUUUGUUCCUAUGAUGUUCGACUAGUCUUUAUCACGGCAAGGAAAUAUAAUAAUUAGCAUUUUUUGAUGAAAUCUUAGAGAAAGUAAUUAGGUAGAGUGGAAAAUUGUAUUUGCAUUUUUUCAUUAGGUACUUAUUAGUACCAAUUUUCGGGCACUUAUUUUUACAUUCCAUAAAAUUGGUUUUAUGAUUUUUGGUAUUCGUACUAUGAUCUCACCUCUAAAAAAAAAUAGAGCAUUAUUAAAACAUAUCCUAAAACAAGACUCCAUAUUGAAAAAAAUAAUCAAAGUAUUUAAUAUUGAAAAUAUGUAAUUUCAAUUAUGGAGAGAUUUUUCUUUAAAAAAAAAAAGAAUACCUCAAAAUCAUAUUUAUAAUUUCCUUGUCAAAAAAAAUAAUACGAUUGGGGCAAUGCAUACUGUGAUAUAUCAA